AUGGAUAAGUGGAUGAAGCUUUUCGUUCUUGGUGCUGGCUCUUACGGCAAAGUCUAUUAUGCAGUGAAGUUCCAUUCUUCUUCUUUAUUUGCUGAAGUUGCUGCUAUUAAAUGUUCAGAUAUUCGUUGUUCGUCCUCACUUGAACUAGAAGCAGAAGUGUUGACAACUCUCAAAGAUUGUCCCAACGUGGUCCAGUUUUUUGGAGUAUCGGUCAGCAUGGCUAAUGGUAUUCCAACUUACAAUCUGUUUCUUGAAUAUGCAUGUGGCGGAUCACUCCAUGAUUUGAUCACCAACUCGAAGAGAAGAAUGAUAAAGAUGACAGAACUGGAAGUAGGUUUCUAUGCAUAUCAACUCUUGAAUGGGGUUCAACACGUUCAUAAGAAAGGGUGGAUUCAUUGCGAUAUCAAACCCGCUAAUAUUUUGGUUUUCGAUAAUGAACGUGAUGGGAUGCACCAAUUGAAAUUGGCCGACUUUGGAUUGUCAUUGGAAGUGGGUGAUGGGAUGGCUUAUGUGACUGGACGUUCAUUAAGCAAUCGUGGGACUCUACUUUAUGCGCCUCCAGAAUCUUUGACGUGUGGUUUCCAUUCCAAAGCUUAUGAUAUAUGGUCGAUAGGAUGCACAGUGGCGGAGAUGAUGACUGGGAAUCGUGUUUGGAUUGAUCAGGGUACGAAGGAAUAUUUGGAGUGGCAGAUUAUGAACAAAGACCCCGUGAUUCCGAACAACGUUUCUGCGAUUGCUAGAGAUUUUCUACGCAAGUGUUUGAUAAACGACCCUCUAAGAAGAUGGACGUCGGAACAGCUACUCCAACACCCAUUUAUUCAGCAAGCAUUAUGUAUUUCGAUGCCUAAAACUCAAAGAGUAACCAGGUUUAAUCCAUUAAUUGGUUGCAAACUUCCAAUUCCAGAGGAGGACUUCAUCAAUUUACUCUUUGAAAGAGUUUAA
Capsicum annuum is the source of this 942-nucleotide messenger RNA. RefSeq names its product mitogen-activated protein kinase kinase kinase 20-like. The record is from RefSeq and is a predicted model, not a curated record. NCBI's taxonomy places the organism in Eukaryota, Viridiplantae, Streptophyta, Magnoliopsida, Solanales, Solanaceae. Gene Ontology annotation, biological process: protein phosphorylation. The transcript has a single exon. Gene Ontology annotation, molecular function: ATP binding; protein kinase activity. The coding region runs from base 1 to 942 and encodes 313 amino acids.